Molecule: messenger RNA, 2536 nt
Organism: Ictalurus punctatus (channel catfish)
Lineage: Eukaryota; Metazoa; Chordata; Actinopteri; Siluriformes; Ictaluridae
Gene: tmem88b
Product: transmembrane protein 88 b
Exons: 3
Coding region: 569-1225 (218 amino acids)
Cellular component (GO): plasma membrane
Molecular function (GO): PDZ domain binding
Source: RefSeq, a predicted model, not a curated record
AAACUUUGUGAAAUAUGCUGCAUAGAUGUGUAGAAUGUUUAUAGCUAAUUUUACUUUACAAGUAAUUCAGUAGUAAUUAAAAAGACCUGCCCUGAGUUCUUUAAAUAAACAAUCUGUCCCAAGACACACCACAGGCUAAUACUUGUAAGAACAGGAGGAGGUGGUCUUACCAGGGAAGGCAAGUUGAGGGGCAAGGAAAAGGCAUCAGUAUAUCUCCCCAACUGACCACAUACAGCUUUCAAUCGACUUUGAGGUGAGGGACAGGAGAAGCUGAGAGAAUUUAAUGAUUUAAGAGUCUGAUGAUUUGCUUCUUUAUAUUAACAAAAGAAACAGGAACUGCAUAACUGUAUAAGGCUAUAUACCUGAGACUUCAAUAAGCAGGACAAAACUGAAGAAAUUAGCAGUUAUCAUCCAAAUAUUUUCAGAAAGACAUUGCAGAAAGGCUUGGCAGUUUUGGGGGGUAUCUUUAAACACUGGAGUAUUAACAAGGACUUACUUAAAGGAAUUUCUUCUGGACAAACCAAAAGAACUAGAAGAGGACAACUAGACCCCAUACCACACGGUCACUAUGAGUAUGACUGGCACUCUAGAGAAGGGAGUUGUUCACCAGGCCCUUGACCUCUCUGAGGAGGUCCCACCAAAUCACCACCAGGAGGUUCAUCUCCAGCACAGCAGCACCCCAGACUACACAUCUGCAGCUGGGACUCCUAUCAACGGCCCUGGGGUGGUGGUGCCUCCUCCAUAUUCUGCACCAAUAGCUGGAGGUGGUGAGGUUCCUCUUGAGCUGAGAGGCUCUCUGGACUGUUGGGCAUGUUCAGUACUCAUAACAGCCCAGAACCUGGUGAUAGCCACUAUUAACCUGUGCCUGGUUGCUCUGGUGUUCGGCCUGAUCCUCACUCCUGUCAUAGUUAUGGUGGUAUUUGGAUUUCUGUGCCACUCCACUGUGCAUCCAGGUGGUACAUCACCCUACUGUUCAGACCUGCUGAGUGACGGAGGCUGUGUGGCUUUGUUAAUCGUGGGCUUCCUGCUCGUCACCCCACUGCUUGUUCUGGCAUUGGCUGCCUACUGCAGACUGGCUCGUCACCUGCAGCUCAGCCUCUGUUUCAUCCCUUACAGUCGCGCUGUCUACAAAAACCUGCCUGCCACAUACCACCACGGCCUGGGAAGACGCUGCUGUGGACAAGACGCAGGUCAAGACAGAAAGAAGGGAAAAGUUUGGGUAUGACAGUGGAACUCAAUGAUGGGUCUCAGCGAAUUUUCCACUUGCCAUGUGUUUAAGUAAAAAAACUACAAUGGUUUCCUUCAUAGCUAUGUGUGGAUCCUUGAAACAUGUCAAAUAAAACCUCUAACAAAUUCUGUCAAAAGUCAACCAAAUUAUGCAAUUAUUUAGUAUGCUUUCACUACCUGCCUAAAAAUAGAAGCAAAGUGUGUUGAAAAGGAAAAAUGAGAAAGGUAAACAAAAUGAAUCAAAAAGAAGAAAAGCAGGGUCAUUGAAGGUCUAUUUUCAAAUCACCAUCAGAGAUACUUUAUAUACUCUCAAAAAAUGAAUUAAUUUCCCUUACUUAAUUUAACUGAAGAAAGAUUUUACACCCAAUUUACUUUAGUUGAUUCAAAAUAAACCAGUUUAGUUGGGUCAACACAGUUUAGUUGGUUAAGGUCAAAUUCAUUUACUCUAAUAUGUUUAAUUAACUUUAUUACAUUUGUCAGACAAAAUUUUCUUAUGUUGGACCAACGUAUUUUUUUUUUAUUAAUUGACUGAGGUUUAAUUAAUUUUCUUAUGUUUAAACAAGCAGUUUCAUUCAUCAUUAUACACAAUGUAUAUAAUGAACAAAUAAGAAAAGACUGUUGUCAGUACUGAUUAGCAUAAAUCACUGAGUGACCACAGCCUAAACACAAGCGCCACCCUUCAGUACAAUGAUAACCACAAAAUUCAAAAACAUUACGGAAAUGCCUUCAAAUGUCCAACAUACCUGUACGUUUAACACUAACAUGUCUUUCCCUUUACUGAAAAACACUUAAGCCCUAAAUUUACUCUCCUAAUGCAGUCCCUUGUAAAGCAUGCUGGGAACUACAGAGCCACUGCCCAGUUAGUUAUGUCAACAAAAAUGAUUCAUGUAAUUUUAACACAGAUGAAUUAAGUAAACUCCAGUUAUAAAUAUAUUAGGUGGAUUGAAGACAAUGAAUUUAAGUUUGAACAAAAUGUUCAAAAAUCAUGUUACUUUAGUUCAUACUAAUUAAUUAAAUUGAACAAGAGGCAAAAAAAAAAAACAGCAUUUUUUGAAUGUAUAACAAAUAGAUCACAUAUUUUCUAUUUUGUAUUCAAACAUACUCAUGUACACUAACGCUGAUCAAUAAACCAGGGUUGUUUCUGAGCUAUCAGUAAUUUACAAGUUAAUAUUUAAAGCCAACAAGACUUUUGUAAAUUUGUACUUUUCUCAUAAAAACAUUGGAUUUAUUUUUCUAACUAAAGCUGGACUAUAUGUUGUAUGCAUUUAUCACCCCAUAAAUUCUAGCCUUAAAAAUAAAACAUUUUAUA